AUGGCCACGUCUGAGGACGGCAGCGGCUGCCUCGUGUCUCGGGGCCGCUCACAGAGUGACCCCAGCGUCCUCACCGAUUCCUCAGCCACCUCCGCGGAAGCCAACGACAACCCAGAUGAGAUGGACCAGACGCCCCCCAUGCGCCCCGAGUGCCUGGUCUCAGGGAUCCGAACCCCGCCUGUGAGGCGGAGUAGCAAGCUGGCUACCCUGGGCAGAAUCUUCAAGCCAUGGAAAUGGAGGAAAAAGAAAACCGAGAAACUGAAGCAAACAACAUCAGCUUUGGAGAAGAAGAUGACCGGCAGGCAAGGUCGGGAGGAGCUCAUCAAGAAAGGGCUGUUGGAGAUGAUGGAGCAGGAUGCUGAAAGCAAAACCAACCCCACUGGGGGACCCCGAGGUGUGCAGAGCGAACCGUCCCCGCCCCAGCAGGAAGCGCUGACAUCGGAAGAUACUCAGCCUGGAAGCCCCCUGGCCAUUGGGACAAACCCCCUAUCACUGGAUGAGCAGCUGUCCACAGACACCCACCCUGAUGAUGCAGCCAAGUCACCGUUAGCGUCUAGUGGUGAAGACACAGAUGACGACAGCCUGUUGUCCACCUUGGAUGAGUCCUCUCAAGCCUUAGCUGAAUCCCUGGAGAGUCCCCACAGACCCCUGGAGAGAUCCGUGGGGCAGCUGCCCAGCCCUCCACUGCUACCCACCCCACCACCCAAGACUGGAUCCAAACUUGUGAAAAGCGUCACAGGCUCAGCCGCUCUCUCCCAAGGCUCUGGUGUGAAGCCCACAGACCCUAUCCUUCGAGGUCAGCUCUCUACCCCCACGGGGUCCCCACACCUCACCACCAUCCACAGACCACUGCCCCCCAGCCGGGUCAUUGAGGAGCUACACAGGGCGCUGGCCACAAAGCACCGGCAGGACAGUUUUCAGGGAAGGGAAAACAAAGGGUCCCCCAAGAAGCGCAUGGAUGCCCGCCUGUCGAGGACUUCCAGCAUGGAGCGGGGCAAGGACAGGGAGGAGGCCUGGAGCUUCGACGGGGCCGCUGAGAGCAGACGGACCUCCGUCAGGGAGUCCGAGGAGAAUAAGGAGAACUUGCUCGUGGACUCGGAACUCAAGGAUGACUUGCUUCUCUAUCAGGAUGAAGAGGCGCUCAACGACUCCAUCAUCUCCGGAACACUGCCCAGGAAAUGCAAGAAGGAGCUCUUGGCAGUGAAGCUGAGGAACAGACCAAGCAAGCAAGAGCUGGAGGACCGCAACAUCUUCCCCAGAAGGACCGACGAGGAGAGGCAGGAGAUCCGGCAGCAAAUCGAGAUGAAGCUCUCCAAACGGCUGAGCCAGCGGCCCGCUGUGGAGGAGCUGGAGAGGAGGAAUAUUCUGAAACAAAGGAAUGACCAGACAGAGCAGGAAGAAAGAAGGGAGAUCAAGCAGAGGCUGACCAGAAAGCUUAAUCAGAGACCCACCGUGGAUGAGCUGCGAGACAGGAAAAUCCUGAUCCGGUUCAGCGAUUACGUGGAAGUAGCGAAAGCGCAGGACUAUGACCGGAGGGCAGACAAGCCCUGGACGCGGCUGUCGGCGGCAGAUAAGGCAGCUAUUCGUAAAGAACUAAAUGAAUACAAAAGUAAUGAAAUGGAGGUCCACGCAUCAAGCAAGCACUUGACAAGUCAGAGCAGCUCCGUCCUCACGGUUCACGUGCUGGACUUGCAGAAGCUUUUAAUCGUUGCAGGCUUAUUUGGAAUUUCCCUGAAGCUCAGCUCGAGAUCGCCUGACGCAUCCGAGGGAAACGGGAGCACACCCAGGAAAGGCUCCCGCACACUGGACCUGCCCGAGCCGCAGCCGGAACGCACGCUUCAUUCUUGGGUGUCUGAAGAGUGUGACCUGUGA
Chrysochloris asiatica (Cape golden mole) is the source of this 1872-nucleotide messenger RNA. RefSeq names its product phosphatase and actin regulator 3 (gene PHACTR3). Bases 1 to 1872 code for a protein of 623 amino acids. NCBI's taxonomy places the organism in Eukaryota, Metazoa, Chordata, Mammalia, Afrosoricida, Chrysochloridae. The transcript is spliced from 14 exons. The record is from RefSeq and is a predicted model, not a curated record. Gene Ontology annotation, molecular function: actin binding. Gene Ontology annotation, biological process: actin cytoskeleton organization.